Penicillium coprophilum is the source of this 963-nucleotide messenger RNA. Its product is annotated as HNH endonuclease signature motif containing protein. Bases 1 to 963 code for a protein of 320 amino acids. The record is from RefSeq and is a predicted model, not a curated record. The transcript is spliced from 5 exons. NCBI's taxonomy places the organism in Eukaryota, Fungi, Ascomycota, Eurotiomycetes, Eurotiales, Aspergillaceae.
AUGGCAACCACUGUUCUCGAAGCACCAAGAUACACACAGUUAAACGUCCGGGUUUACCAGCACAACGGCUCUCUUCUUGCCGCUCUGGAAGUCCCAAUUGACCCCCGAGAUAGAUAUGUUUCCGCUGAGAUGCUAUACCGAUAUUGUUCUUCCAUAUUCAUCUUUCCUGACGAAAACGAGUGGGCCAUUUUUAGAUUGCGGGCAAACACCACUCCAGGCGCUACACUCCGACCUAGUGGUCGAAGCUUGGUAGAUCCCGGAAACUACAUGGUUCUGGAGAAAAAUCAGAACCCCACCACCGUCGACUUGACAACUAACUGUGCGCCACGCCGUGUCACAACCCCUGACACCCAUACCCAAUCCCAGGGCCAGGGUGAACGGGACCAUCUGCAAGCCAAAUUUCGCAACACCCUCCGCCAAAGAGACAAUUGCUGUGUAAUUACCGGGCAGACUAGGGCAACCACCUAUGAACGACCUUUCCUCGGUCUCGAUGCUACGCAUAUAUUCCCUGUCAGCAUGCUAAGUGAAUGGAGAGCAGGUGGAUAUCGGCAAUAUAUUACCGACACUCGCCCCGAUAGCGAGAUUGGAGAGUCUCGUCUCUAUUCUGCCCAGAAUGGGCUUCUCCUCAGCGCAGACAUUCACGCUCAGUUUAAUGAUUUUCAACUAGGAAUUGAUCCUGACUCUGAUCACAAGAUUAUCGUAUUCGGAGCGGACCCUGCAAAAAUGGGCGGUACUCGUCUCAGAAGCUCUGCCCGAAACGGGAUCGACGGCGUGUGUCCCGAGCUCCUUCGUUGGCACCUACGAAUGUGCCUGUACAAAAGCCUGAAAGUCAAUGCCGACCCACAGACAAUAUGGGAAGAAGAUCUUGGGGAAAAUCCUAUGGGUAGCAUUCUGGAGCAGCCAGACGCGGCUGAACGAAUGGAAGUUGAGCUUUUCACGCGCCUGGGAAGUUUUGUAGCGUAA